AUGAUUGUCCGAUCUGUGAGGAUUUUCGUUACAAUUGCCUUUUUGGAAAUGAUCAGCUCUUCAGAAGUAAAAUCGAAUAAUUUUGAUCCAGAUGAUUGCUACGAGCCAGGAACGAAUUUCAAAGAGAACGAGAAGAAUUUAGGUUACUGUCCAUGUAAAUAUGGAUACGGAGGACCUACAUGUUUUGAGAUUUUUGAUUGCGUAAGUGGACAUUUGAGAAUGGAAAAUUGUUCGAGAGAAAUUCAUCACGAAUAUGAUCUUCAAUGGAGAUGUGCAGCCACAGAAAAAGAAAUUGUCAAGAUCUGCACUUGUCCAGAAGGAUUCAGAGGAGAAACAUGUGAAUUCAUUUUGGAAAACACGUUAUCUACAUACUGGCAAACUGUUGGACAGUCUCAAAAGUUUUUCGAAGUGAUUUAUAACAAAUCAGAUUCAUGCAUGAGAAUAAUUGGAACGAAAAUUUUGAGAUCAGUGCUUGAGUAUCGUCGACUGAUCAUGGUUGUGACAUUUAUAGCGAUUUUGGGCCUUGCUUGGAGACACACCCAGAGACAAAGAAGACGAAUGACACAUAGUGUGAAUUGCCAGUCGGCGAGAAGCCGAGUUUUGAACUUGGACAAUUUUAAAAAUCCAAAUUUCUAUCAUCUCGUGGAUUCGAGAAGUCUGGAAGAAGCAGACGGAGAAAUUCGAUUGCCCGAAAAAAAGAGGAUAGAGGAAGAUUCUGUUUCAAGAUUUACAGAAGUUUCAGAAGUUUCAGAAGACGUUGACGUAGAAAUCAGCAUCCCGAAGGUUUCAAGGCCACAUCUCCAUAUUUGA
Messenger RNA from Caenorhabditis briggsae, 810 nucleotides. The transcript has 5 exons. The coding region runs from base 1 to 810 and encodes 269 amino acids. The record is from RefSeq and is a predicted model, not a curated record. Lineage: Eukaryota; Metazoa; Nematoda; Chromadorea; Rhabditida; Rhabditidae.